Messenger RNA from Agrilus planipennis (emerald ash borer), 2804 nucleotides. RefSeq names its product lymphoid-specific helicase-like. Gene Ontology annotation, biological process: negative regulation of gene expression via chromosomal CpG island methylation; DNA methylation-dependent constitutive heterochromatin formation; lymphocyte proliferation. The record is from RefSeq and is a predicted model, not a curated record. Gene Ontology annotation, cellular component: pericentric heterochromatin; nucleus. NCBI's taxonomy places the organism in Eukaryota, Metazoa, Arthropoda, Insecta, Coleoptera, Buprestidae. Bases 179 to 2419 code for a protein of 746 amino acids. The transcript is spliced from 11 exons. Gene Ontology annotation, molecular function: ATP-dependent chromatin remodeler activity; ATP binding; chromatin binding.
AAUAACCAAAAACAAGUAUGAUUUUUAUUACCGGUCACUUGGCAACAAAAAUUGCAUUGUACAAAGUUUAACGAUUUUUGACUAACAUUUGGAGACGUUUUUUCCUGUCUUAUUUUCCAUUAGUUGACAAGAAGCACCCCCAUUAUUACAGUUUAUUGAAAAAAGUAUAUAUUCAGUUAUGGAAAUUUUCAACAGUAACAAUGGUACAAAUAAUGAAUACCAAGACUUUUAUAACACAAAGGGACCACCACUUACUGAAAACGAAUUAGAAGAAAAGACAAUUGUAAAAGAAAAAGAACUCAUUAGAUUACGAAAGAAAAAACUACAAGAAGAAGGCGAGAAAUUAAGAAAAGAACAAGCAAUUAAGAGUAUGAAGUACCUCCUCUCUAAAAGUGUGAAAUAUUCUAACUUUUUCCAAGAGAAACUUCAGAAAUACAAUAUAGAUCCAAAAACAAAAAGAAAGAAACCCUUACAAGAAAUUAAAGUGGAAGACUGGAUGGAUAAUAAUACCGUAUUGCAUUCCAACAAGAAAGAAAAAAACACUAAAGAUAAUACAAUUGAUGUUACCAAACAGAUAAAAUAUUUUGAAGGUGGCACAUUAAGACAAUAUCAAAUUGAAGGAUUGACAUGGAUGAUUGUCUUAUUUGAAAAUGGUGUAAAUGGUAUAUUAGCAGAUGAGAUGGGUUUGGGGAAAACUGUUCAAGUUAUUGCACUAAUUUGCUAUUUAAUUCAAAGAGAAAUAAAAGGUCCUUUUUUAAUAGUAGCUCCUCUAUCAACUAUUCCUAACUGGAUUUCAGAGUUUAAAAGGUUUGCUCCUAAGAUUCCUGUGGUGUUACUACAUGGCAAUGUUUAUGAAAGAAAUGAUCAAAUCAGAAAUAUUUUGCAAAGGGAAUAUAAGUUAGAAGGAAAACCUGUUCAACCAGUGGUUGUUACGACCUAUAGCGUGCCUUUUUUAGUAGGAAAUUUCUUCAGAAGCCUUAAAUGGCAAUAUGUAAUUGUGGAUGAAGGACAUCGCCUUAAAAACGCCAACUCAAAAUUAUCCCAGGAGUUACGUUGCUUAACAACAGUUAACAAAUUAUUAUUGACCGGGACUCCUUUGCAGAAUAGUUUAAUAGAAUUAUGGGCCCUUUUAAAUUUUCUUUUGCCUCAUAUUUUUACCGAUAUGGAUACUUUUGCUUCGCUCUUGAUGUUAGAAGACGUGGACAAUGGUAAAAUAGUGCAAGAAGAAGAGAAAAACAACGUCAUUUCGACAAUUCAUAAGGUGUUGGCCCCGUUUAUGUUGCGUAGAUUAAAAAGCGACGUAAUGACAGAUCUGGUUCCUAAAAAAGAAGUUUUGGUAUACUGCCCCUUAACAGAACUUCAAAGAGAUCUUUACACUUACAUUAUACAAAAGAAUAUUGCAAAAUUGCGGGGACAAGUGAGUAACGGGAACGAUGAAGUUUUAAACUGUGAUAAUGAAGUAGUUGAUGAUGAACCAAAAAGAAAACGUGCCUGUGUAUUAAAAAAAACGAGUUAUGUUGAAAAAACUGAGAAUGAUGUGGAAGACCUUUUUUACGAGGAGUUUAUAAAAGAGGAGGAAGCGUUAUUGAAGAAAAAUCUCAACCGUGAAAGGGUCCAUUUUAUCUACAGAAUUACCCUCCAAAACAACAUGAUGAUGUUUAAAAAAGUCGUCGACCAUCCUUUUCUCGUUCAUUUCCCCUUGGACCCAACCAGUAAGGAAAAAAAGCUGCUAGUCAAUGAAGAUAUAGUUACCCAGAGUGGCAAAAUGCUCGUCCUAGAUGCUAUGCUUGCUAAACUUAAAAAAAAGAAUCAUAAGGUUUUGAUAUUCAGUACUUUAGUUAUGCAGUUGGACAUUAUUGAAGAUUAUCUUAUAAUGAGAGAUUAUAAGUACUGUAGAUUGGACGGCCAACAAAAAUUGUCCCAACGCCAGGAGAAUAUUGAAAUGUUCAAUAAGGAUCCUGAAACUUUUGUUUUUCUAAUAUCAACUCGAGCAGGAGGUUUGGGUUUGAAUUUAACAGCAGCCGACACGGUUAUUCUUUAUGAUAGAGAUUGGAAUCCCCAAGCUGACAUUCAAGCACAAGAUAGAUGUCACCGAAUCGGUCAAAAAAAACCUGUUGUUGUUUACUCAUUAGUAACAAAAAAUACUAUCGAUGAGCAAAUUAUUCACUGUGGAAAUUUGAAACGACGCUUAGAAAAAAUUGUGAUGCAAGAUGGAAAAUUCAAAUCAUUAAAAGGCGAUGACAAAGCAAGAGCUGAGCUGGAUUUGGAAGAGUUACAGAGACUAUUAAAUUUGAGCGAUUACUCACAGAAAAUACAUUCGAAUGGUUACGUAUUUAGUGACGAAGAACUUGAAAAGUUACUGGACAGAAGCGACUUAUACAAAGAACUCGAAGCUAUGCAAUUAAAAGAAUUAUUGUAAUAAAACACACGCUCUUCCAGUGCUUCAAGUUGUGAUAUUAUAUAAUACUUAUUUGUUAGUCUAGUAAAAACCUCAGGACGUUGUUAACUCCUUUAAUUUAAUCUGUAUUUUGGUGUAGUGACAUGUCAGUCUUAAUGUUGUAUUUAUUUGAUGCUGCAAAAGUCAAUCUUUUGUUAACCAAACUAAACGUUUUAGUAAGUAGUAUGUAACAUGUUCGUACCUUGUUUUUACCUUGUCUGUUUUUCUUAUUUAUUAUAAUGAACACUAUAUACGAAAAACAUUUUGUGUAUAACUUAUGUAAGUUUAAAAUUAACGUUUUGCUGUUACAGAAAGUUAGAAUGGUAGUCAAACAAAAGAUGUCUUUUCCUACGUAUUAAUAAUUAGU